This is a messenger RNA of Athalia rosae (coleseed sawfly), 3300 nucleotides long. RefSeq lists its product as uncharacterized. Lineage: Eukaryota; Metazoa; Arthropoda; Insecta; Hymenoptera; Athaliidae. Bases 797 to 1288 code for a protein of 163 amino acids. The record is from RefSeq and is a predicted model, not a curated record. The transcript has 4 exons.
AAAGAGUGGAAUCAAUAAGUGACCGAAACCAAAUUACCAAAGCACGUAUACGUCGCGUUCUAUCGUUUACACUCAAACUAACUAAAGAAAAAAAUAAUUAAAAUUGAAGCAUAAUCAAUAAACAAUUAAAUAAAGAUGCACGUACUGUAAUACAGAGAUAUACACGAAGUCACUGCACGAUCCGCACGCGACGAUCGAUUGAUUAAUUGAUUAAUCGAUUGAGUAAUUCGUUGGAUUUUCUUUUUGAUUUUUUUUUUUUCAUUAUUUCGUCUCAUUUUAUUUCUUACCCUUCGUUCGUCGACUGAUUCGUCGAUAGUUGAAAUAAAAAGAAUAGAGAAAACAAUUCAUAAGUAAAGAAAAUAUCAAUUAAUAAAUUGAAUCGUUGAAAAAUUUCGUUACACAUAUUUCUCACGCACGUAGACGUUGCGUUUUUUCUCCCUUGAUUUUAAAAAUUUUGUUUUUUUCUCCGAUCAUCACGCUGUGAACGAACAAUACAUCGAAUAAUUCUGUCGCACGUAAAGCAACGAAAACAAAUUAUUAAAUAAACAAAUCGAUGAAUAAAAUUGAAAAUUGAAUCGACUCGAAAGAUUAGAAUUCACGUGUACCUGCGGAGGAAUAAUUUCCGAUUGCAAUUAUCGCCGAAAUACUUAUCCGUAUUUUGAAUUGAAAAUAAAAAGUAACAAUAGUAAUUGAAGUAACAGUAAUAAACAAUUUUAUUCGAAAAGAAAAGAGAAGAGAAUUUUGUUAUUCCGUAUACUGUAAUACGAAGAAACGAUUUUUCAAUCUAAUCGGCGCAAUGGCUGGCACAUCUCUCGUCGUUGGCGAUACUUUAAGAAUCUGGAAUACCAGGAUUGGAAUUUUGACAGUGAGCGUUUUAUUACUGUCAUGUUUCUCGAAGAGUAACAACGUCAUGGCGGAUCCGGAACCCGGACCCGCGGCAUUUUAUACCGACGGACUCACCGCCGAUCCGGAGAAUAUGCACUUGCUGCAGAGAUUGAGACAAUUGGCGCAACGUGGAAGGGAGAUAAACGAACAAGAGCGAGAAAUAACGGAGGAGGCUAUGGCGAUCGAAGGAAUUCUGAUAGAGGCUAAAGCUGCCGGUCUGGAGGGCGUCGCGGGUAUGCCGCAUUUCUCCCAGAGGGAAUUGUCAGACGAAGAAAUCGGCGAACCUCUACCGAUCGCGGAAAAAUUGGUACGCGCCGCACCCCGUUGGGACAAAAGGGGAAGCUAUAUGGCGCUAUGUCACUUUAAAAUAUGCAACAUGGGACGUAAACGACAAUUGCAGUAAGUUCUACAAUUACAAGGCAGAUUGAAUAAUCGCACCUUUCGCAUACGUGUGUUAUGUACGUCUGCUGUACAUAAGUAUGCAGCUGUACGUAAUAUUCACGUAUGCGCGGUAGCGCGCGUUCCUGCUGCAACCCCUGCAACCGUACCAAAUCGAAACCAAAAAAACGCAUAAAGGAAUCGAAAAACCAAAAACCUGAGAAAAAAAUUAAAAAAAAAACAAACACCAAACGAAUCAAUCCCCUUUCUAGAUCGUAAUUAAAUUUGAGAGCAGAAGAAAGAGAAAAAAAAAAAAAAAAUACCGACCCUCGCGCAAAACUGAAAAUCUUACCCCCAGUUGUUGUAUUACAUUCUUUUAAUUUGAGGCUUUUUUAACUUAUUAAAAAAAUCAGUAUCGUACUUAAUUGCGAGGAAAAAAGAAGGAAAGGAAGAAAGAUGGACGAAGAGAGAAGAGAGAAAAAUUAUUCAAUAUUAGAAAUCGAUUCAACGACUCGUAAUUUUUUCAACACUCUCCUCUCACGGUUAAAAGAACAUGCGUGUGAAAUGUGCGUUGAAACAUCGAGAGAAAAAAUGAUUCAUAAAAAUGAAAUGAAUUGUAACGAUAUGGUUACACACGAGAUGGGGAAGAGUGAGGGAAGAAAAAUGACGAAGUAUAAGAUUGCAAGAUGUGAAUAUUUUGAAUCGAAGCAAUUUGAAAAUUUUCAUUAUUUUUGGUUUGAAUGAUUAAAAACGAAGAGAGAUAACGAAACGUACCUGAUGAUGUACCGGGUGUUUGUUAAAUUAUAAUAAGUCGAGAUAUGUAAUAAUUUUUACGACGAUGGACGGCGAAAUUGACGAAAGGAGCGAGGGGGGAGGAAAAAAUUUCGAACGAAAAAAACAAAACAAUUAAGACAAAUAAAUAAAUAAAUUGAAAGUAAAAAACAAAAAAAAAUCGAAAUUACGUGAUGUCUCUCUGUUUAUAGAUAAUAUAUUAUAUGAGCAUAUAUUUUAUCAUUUGUAUAUACGUAUAUAUAUAUAUACAUUAUUUUCAAAAUUGCUGGAAUCAAAAAAAAAAAAUUAAAAAAACACAAGAAGUAACCGAAAGAAAACCACGAAAUUAAAAUCACAUUCAAAAAAAAUUAAUCUGUCGAUGUUAUUGGCAACAAAAAAUAGAGAAACGAGAAAAGAAUAUAUUAUAACGUGUUGAGAAUUUUUUUUUUCUUUCUUCUUUCUCUUUUCUUAAUUAUUCAAAUUCUUCGAAUAAUUGAUUACAAUCGAAUCUACACGGUUCUAGUAUAUGCACCUACACACACAUACGUACUAUAAGGGUAUCUUAUUGUUAAUUACUCGGUCGGUCCUAAUUUUUGGCUGGCUUGGACCGACAAUUUGACGAUUUUAAUUUUUCGGUGUGAUGGAAAAAAUUCUGUACGACGAUACAAAAAAGAAAACAAGAAAAAAAGAGAAAGAUUAAUGAAUGAAAUCGAUCUUGAAAAUGUUACAGAGUAUGUAUAUAUAUGCGUAUAUAUACAUAUACAUAUAUAUAUAUAUAUAUAUAUAUAUAAAUAAUUUACUUAAAUAAAUGAAAAAGAAAGAGAAAUAAAAUACAUGUAAAAUUAUGUAUUUAUUCUUUACGUAUAGCAUAUAACUGUAAUGGAAGGGUGCAGGGGAAGCCGGGAAAAUAAUUACGUUUAUCUUAAAGAAAACUUACGAAAUAAUAAUGAAUAAUAAUAACGAUUGAGUCGUAUAUGUUGUGCUCAGAGCUCGUAAAGGUAAAAAUCAAGAACGAAAAAUCCAAAAAAUAAAAAAAAAAAUAAAAUAAAACCAUUCAAAAAUGGAUACAGAACAAACGUACGUAAAUAUGAAGAUAUAUAUAAUUAUAUAGUUUGACUAAUUUGGGGUUGACGAAAGUAACGGAAGAAAACUAUAACGAAAAAAGAAUGAGAGAAAAUCAAAAGAAAAAAGCGACAAAAAAAAAAUAACUAAAAUAUCAUGUAGAAUUGGGUUAGAGAAUAUAAUAAAUAUAUACAUGCAUGCAAA